Chaetomium fimeti is the source of this 1144-nucleotide messenger RNA. RefSeq lists its product as uncharacterized. Bases 217 to 1089 code for a protein of 290 amino acids. Lineage: Eukaryota; Fungi; Ascomycota; Sordariomycetes; Sordariales; Chaetomiaceae. The transcript is spliced from 5 exons. The record is from RefSeq and is a predicted model, not a curated record.
GUUCCCUCUGGAAACAUUCAGUGGGCCUCCCCCAAGUUCGAGUCUCAGACGGUCAGACCUCGGGGUUACGGGACGCAGGGAUUAGGUACAUGAGCUUCGAUUUUCAGGGGGAAGUUGGAACGCGACAAGACAACACCAAGAACCGCGACAACGCAAUCGAGAAGCCCUAGACUCGAUGAGACCGGUCGCAAAUUUCUGCCGCUGCAACAAACCACCAUGGCCUGGACCGAUGGGGGCCCGCCACUGUUCGCGUUCAGCCUAGUGAUGCUGCUGCUAUCGACGGUGGCUGUGACACUGCGGUUCGUCUGCCGCGGCUACAUUCUGCGUGUCUUGGGGUUAAGCGACUUAUUCAUACUCCUCACCCUCAUCUGCUCGCUUGCCCACGUUUGCAUCCUAGGAAUUAUUGUAUCCAGGGGGUUAGGUCUCCCCAAAACUAUCUUUGAGUUUACUCCGGACGAAAGAGAGUUCUUCUUCAAAAUGCGGUGCAUGAGUAAAUUGGUUGUCAACCUCAGCAUUGUAAUGACCAAAUUGUCCGUUCUGCUUCUCUUCCUCGACAUAUUCCUGACGGCUUGGCCGCGCAGAGCAACAUACGUUAUCAUCGUCCUGACGGCGCUCUUCGGCGUUUGGAUCGCCGUGACCAACAUCUUCCCUUGCAUCCCGAUUGACUCCUCCUGGAAAUCGGAGGAACCGGAGCGCAGAUGUAUGGAUAUCGGCCAAGGCAAGUCGCUGACCGACGCCGUGGUCAGCUUUGUGCUCGACAUGGCCAUCUUUUGUCUGCCACUGCCUGUGGUCUGGCCCAUGACACUUCCAUGGCGCCAGAAAGCUUGGCUGUAUUUUGCCUUUGCCUUGGGUUUCUUUGUCUGCGUCGCCUCGGCAAUACGCAUUGUCUUCGUUAUGACCAGCGCCGGAGACCCUAACUCAGGACCCGGUAUUCCGUAUUGGGUGGCGACUGAGAUCAAUGUCGCCAUCGUCGUGGCCUGCAUCCCGACGCUCCGCCUCCUUGUGGUUAAGAUCUGCCCUCGCAUGUUAGAAACAACAGAGCCGGCCAGCAAAACAAGCAACCGUCGCCGUAGUCCUCAGCCAGAAUAAGACCUUCUAUGCCUCAAAUAUGAAGGUUUCGCGACGCAUGUUUGAUUAUAACGGC